Molecule: messenger RNA, 4734 nt
Organism: Trichechus manatus latirostris (Florida manatee)
Lineage: Eukaryota; Metazoa; Chordata; Mammalia; Sirenia; Trichechidae
Gene: COL20A1
Product: collagen type XX alpha 1 chain
Molecular function (GO): protein binding
Source: RefSeq, a predicted model, not a curated record
AUGGGGGUGACUAGGACCCACCCCCUCCUCCCAGGCUACUGCUGUGAACCAUCCGACCUGGCCCACCGGCCCCUCCCGGCCUUCAGCCUCCUAUGCUGCAAGAGAACCCCCAUGCAGCUGGGGUGUGGACACAGAGACCUAGUGGUGGCCAAGGCUCGGGACAAGGAUGGCCCAAGUGGACCUGCCCGCACCCCCCACCCCAGGCCGGAAGGGCCAGGCCUGUGCGGGGCCGGAGGGGAGGAUGCCGAGGGGUGGGCUGGGGCAGUGCCGUAUCCUCACAUAAAGCCCGGCCGCCCUGUGGCUGAAGCUGGACCCGACAGCCUGUCCCGGGAGGAGGUGGUGGGCUUUGUCCUGGCUCAGCAGGUUUCUGGGGGCAGCAGCUGCCGGGUUGGCCCAGUGCCCGACACAGGCAGCAUCACUGCCCUCCCCCACCCCACGGCACUCCCAGGAGAGCCGAUCAGGGCCUCCCUGCUGGGACAGGUCUCCCUCCCACUGAAGCCACCAGGGCAGGCCUCAUCUUCUGAAGACACCCCCCACCACAUGAGAGGCCUGAGGCUGGCAGUGCUGCCCGAGGACCGGCUGCAGAUGAAGUGGAGGGAGGUGGAGGGCAGCAGCCUUGGCUACCUGGUGCAGGUAAAGCCCAUGGCAAGGGACUCGGAGCAGGAGGUGAUGCUGACUACCAAGACCCCCAAGGCUAUAGUGGGGGGCCUGAGCCCCUCCAAGGAGUACACGCUGCAGAUCUUUGCACUGUCGGGCUCAGGGCUCAUCCUGCUGGCUCGGAGGGAGUUUGUGAUCGAGGAUUUGAAGAGCCACUCCGUAGGCAGGAGCAGCCGGAGGCCGUGGGGGCCAGCCCUGGAGCCCACCCCCUCCCUGGUGGAGUGCCCAGACCCUGAGCCGACGUCGGAGGCCCGAGUCACCUGGGCCCCAAGCCACAACUCUCCCACGCCCACAGGGGCCCCGUUCCGCUGCACGCCCCCCGUGCCCACGGACGUGGUCUUCCUGGUGGACGGGUCCUGGAGCAUCAGCCACAGGAACUUCCAGCUCGUCAAGGACUUCUUGGCCAGCGCCAUGGUGUCCCCUUUCGAGAUUGACCCUGACAAAGUCCAAGUAGGCCUGACUCAGUACAGUGGGGACCCCCAGACUGAGUGGGACCUGAACUCCUUCGGCACCAAAGAGGAGGUUCUGGGCGCCAUAGGCUGCCUGCGCUACAAGGGGGGCAACACGUUCACAGGCCUCGCCCUGACACACGUGCUGACCGCCGGGCCCCGUGCGCAGGCGGCCAAGGCGGUUGUUCUGGUGACAGAUGGCAAGUCUCAGGAUGAUGCCCGUGCCGCCGCCCGAGUCCUCAAGGACCUGGGUGCCCACGUGUUUACGGUUGGAGUGAAGAACACCGACGAGGCCGAGCUACGACUCCUGGCAUCACAGCCUCCGGACAUCACUGUCCACAGCGUGCUGGACUUCCCUCAGCUCGGCACACUGGCCAGCCUGCUCAGCCGCCUCGUCUGCCAGCAGGUCCAGGGCAAGGGCCCACCACCGAGGGGUCCGGCGGCCGCUCCAGCCCUGGGCCCACUCCCCGCCCCCGCUGGCCUGGUCCUGACCCAGGUGACCUCCUCCGGCGUCUGCCUGUCCUGGACUCCAGCCCCACAGCCACCCCUCAAGUAUCUGAUUGUGUGGCGCCCUUCCAGGGGCGGUACGCCCAGGGAGGUGGUGGUGGAGGCACCCAUCUCAUCUGUGGAGCUUCGAAACCUGACCUCCAGCACAGAGUACCUGAUCUCCGUGCUUCCUGUCUACGCAGGCGGGGUCAGCGAGGGCCUCCGGGGCCUGGCAACCACAUCACCGCUCUCUCUGCCCCACACGCUGGCCCUGGCCACAGUGACACCCCAGACCAUCCGCCUCACCUGGCAGCCCGUACCGGGGGCCACCCAGUACUUGGUUCGGUGGUUGCCCACCCCUCCCAAGGGCGAGGAGAGGAGAGAGGUGAGGGUGGGGUGGUCCAAGGUGCUGCUGGACAGCCUGGAGCCGGGCCGCAACUACACCAUCUCAGUGCAGAGCCUGCGAGGGUCGGAGGUCAGUGAGGCCCAGGGAGUCCAGGCCAGGACCCUAGCUCUGGCGCCCCCUCGACACCUGGACUUUGAGAACGUGACCCACGACUCCGCCCGUGUGCUCUGGGAGGGCCCCAUGUACAUCUCCAGCGAGGGUGGCCACUUGGGGCAGCUGGAGGCUCCAGGGAACGCUUCCUCGGCCACCCUGGCCCCGCUCUCCUCCUCCACCACCUACAACGCCAGCGUCUACCCCGGGGGCGGCUCCUCCACGCUGACCGGCCGCGUGACCACGCGACCCCAGUCCGCAUCAAUCCCAGCCCCAGUGUCCCCUUCCCAUCUUCCAGCUGGCGGUGACAGAGCUGCCAGGGAUGGAGUUCGGCUGGAGUGGGUGGCCACAGCAGCGUCUGGUGUGCUGGUCUACCAGAUCAAGUGGACGCCCCUGGGCAGUGGGAAGGCCCACGAGGUCUCCGUGCCUGGGAACCUCUGCUCCACUGUCCUGCCUGGCCUGGGGAGGACGUCGGAGUAUGACAUCCCCAUCCUGGCCUACUACCGUGACAGUGCCCGAAGCGACCCCGUGUCCCUCCGCUACACCCCCCCCCGUAGGUGACCCCCCAGCUGGUCCCCCACCUCUAACCUGGCCCUGGCCUCGGAGACACCCAACAGCCUGCAGGUCAGCUGGACAUCCCCGCACGGCCAGGUCCUCCAUUACCGCCUCACCUAUGCACUGGCCUCCGGCUCAGGACCUGAGACAACGAUCUCCGUCCCAGGACCCAGGAGCCGCGCGACGCUCCCUGACCUCCUGACAGCCACCAAGUACAAGGUCCUGGUGCCGGCUGUCUACAAGGCAGGGGAGAGCACGGCCGUGGCGGCCACCGGCCGGACAGCAUCCUGCCCCGCGCAGCGCCCAGACAGCUCCCUCCCAGGGUUUGACCUCAUGGCCACCUUCGGCUUGGUGGAGAAGGAAUACGCCUCCCUUCAAGGGGUGGCGAUGGAGCCCUCUGCAUUCGGGGGGGCCAAGACGUUCAUGCUCCUCAAGGAUGCCCACCUGCUGCGCAGAGCCAGGUGUGGGCACCCAGCACAGGUGUGGUCCCCGGCACAGGUGUGGGCACCCAGCACAGGUGUGGUCCCCGGCACAGGUGUGGGCACCCAGCACAGGCCCGUGCCACCUCGCAUAGCCCUGGGCGGUAUCACUGGUCCGCUGUACGGAAGGGGACACAGGCCGGAUGCCGCGGGGGGAUGUCUGCAGGUGCACGUGGCUGUGGGCCACUCCAAGGUCCAGCUCUACGUGGACUGACGGAAGGUUGCCGAGAGGCCCUUCGGGCAGGUGGGCGGCCUGCCCGCCUCCGGCUUCGUCACACUGGGGAGGCUGGCCAAGGUCAGGGGCCCCCGGAGCAGCUCGGCCACGUUCCAGCUGCAGACCCUCCAGAUUGUCUGUAAUGAGUCCUGGGCAGAGGAGGACAGGUGCUGUGAGCUGCCUGCCUUGAGGGAUGCCGAGACCUGCCCCACCUCCCCUUCUGCCUGCAGCUGCCACUCAGAGACCCCCGGGCCCCCUGGCCCCCAAGGACCUCCAGGAUUCCCCAGGAAGAACGGUGCCCCUGGAGAGCAGGGCUUCCCAGGGCCCAGGGGUCCACCAGGGGUCAAAGGAGAAAAGGGGGACCACGGACUCCCAGGAUCACAGGGCCUCCCCAGCCACCACGGCACCCCUGGGAGAUUGGGCCUCCCGGGACCAAAGGGAAUGAGAGGACUGGAAGGGACUGCUGGCCUGCCUGGACCCCCUGGCCCCAGGGGGUUCCAGGGCAUGGCGGGUGCCCGGGGGACCUGUGGGGAGCAAGGACCCCCAGGAGCCGUGGGACCCACAGGGCUGCCAGGGCUGAAAGGAGAACGAGGGGAGAAGGUGAGCGGCCAAGUCCAGGUCUCCAGCCACAUCUACCAGCUCGUGAGCCAAGCCUGCGAGUCGGCCAUUCAGACUCACAUGCUGAAGUUCGACUCCUUCCUCCACGAGAGUACCAGGCCCCGCAUGCCCGUCUUGGAGGGAGAGGUGAGGCCAGGUGGGCCUGGGACCCCCGGUGUGCACAGCGAGGCCCGGCCCGGAGAGCAAGCCUGCAGCAGCCGCCCCGAGGACAGAGCAGUCAUGAGCAGCCCCCCAGGAACUCCAGGCCGUGGCUCCUCCCCAUCCCAGGACCCUGCUCUGGCCCCCACUGCGUUCCCCCACUGCCCGCCCCUCCUCCCUCUGGCCAUCCGUGUGACAGGCUGGGGUCACAGAGGAGGCUGGCAGGGUGUCGAGAUGCCCCCCCCACCAGCCACCCCCUCAGUCAACAUCGGGGCACGGAGCAGUGACAGGGGCCUGUUUGGGGUUCAGGGACCAAAGCACCCCAUCUCCACUUUCACUCUCCACCCAAGGAGGGCCGAGGUGCUGGGCAGCCACCUUCCCCUCCAGCCAGAAGGGCCCAAGUCAGGAAAGUCACCGCAGCUCCCCAAGUGCUCCCCCUUCCCUCAGAACAGGACGGCCCCCAUGCUGCCCCACUUAACUGCGCCUGCAUUGGCUGCCUGCCUGCUCUUGGUGGAGUCUUUGGACACUGAGCGGUCAUGUCUGGGGGCCUGGAGGGAGCGGGCGGCGGCGGGGGGGCUGCAGGUGGAAGGAGGGGACGGGGGUGUGGUGGGCCUGCAGAGCCCUUCCCCCGUGCUGACCUAG